Molecule: messenger RNA, 2965 nt
Organism: Pieris rapae (cabbage white)
Lineage: Eukaryota; Metazoa; Arthropoda; Insecta; Lepidoptera; Pieridae
Product: nose resistant to fluoxetine protein 6-like
Exons: 13
Coding region: 48-1949 (633 amino acids)
Molecular function (GO): acyltransferase activity, transferring groups other than amino-acyl groups
Source: RefSeq, a predicted model, not a curated record
GUGCCGGUGGACGAGUUUUGUAGACGUCUUGUGAAGUGAGGAUCAAAAUGCAGUGUAGUUUAUUCUUUCUAUUGGCUUUGUGCGUUGGAAGUUUUGCUAGCAAAACUGAAUUGAACGCGACACUACUAGAAUGGUUUCCUCCGUUCUUCAGUUUAGACGACUGGGGAUCAUGUCAGCGGCCUAUGGACAAGUACUGCAUCGUCGACGCCGUGCUUCACUCUAGCAAACCUUCACCACUCCUUGAUGUUUUAGAAGUAUACUCAUCUGAGAUAUAUAAGCACUAUAAUAGAACACAGAUCCAUCGCGGUGUAUGUGUAUCGAGAUGUCCCGGGAAAAACAAUACAGAUAAUUUAGUCGAAGCUGCUCAGAGCUGCAUCGAUGAGAAUAUUAAGGCUUACGAUCUCGAGGCAGAAGUCGUAUCGGCGAAAUGGUGCAAUACGGCUGGCGUUUCGCGUGUGUCGCAGUCAGCUAGGGUCAUGGCAGUCGUAAUGGUUACAGUUUUGGUAAUAAUUGUUGCAGCCACCAUUGUCAGUUUUGUGGAUCCGAAAAUGGGUAACAAAUAUUUAAUGGCAUUUUCACUCAAGAAGAACUGGGAAAUUUUGACACACUCUAGAUCGGUUCCAAAAAGCGAGCCUCGUCUCAAUUGUUUUGCUGGUUUCGAUGGAAUCAAAGUAUUGGGUAUACAGAGUGUAUUUUUCACGCAUAUUAUAUUGAUACAUGCGUAUGCGUACUCCGACAAUCCAGAGUUCAUAGAAAGGUUUUAUGAUCAGUUUCCAUGGAAGGUCCUUAUGAAUUCUCCACUCCUCCUCCAAGCUUUCUUCGUCAUGACAGGCUUCAUGACAGCUUACAUGGCGUUAAUAGUAUCUGAAAAACGAAAGAUUACUAUAUUAGGAUGCUUUUAUUCAAUUGCUAACCGUUGGUUCAGGUUAGCCCCAGUGGUGAUAUUUGUAUUAUGGUUCACCAUGGCCUGGUUCCCAUUGAUGGGAUCAGGACCCCACUGGUCUUGGGUCGUGGAGAAGGAGGCACAAGAGUGUUCAGAAAUCUGGUGGUACUAUUUGUUCUUCGCACAAAACCUCAUCGGAACAGAGCGGUUUUGCUUGAGUCAUUUAUGGUAUGUAGGUGCUGACAUGCAGUUCCACAUCGUCGGUAUGCUCUUGCUACUAGUUCUGGUUCGUUACCGAAAGAUGGCAUUACCAGUACUACUUCCCUUGUUCAUUGCUCCUGGUAUAGCAUCAGCCAUUGUCAAUUGGAUUAAUGAAUUUCCUCCCAUCAUUGCUGGACAGCCCCCAGAAGUACUCAGGACACUUUUUUCAGAUUGGCCUCGUAUGACAAUCAUAUAUUUGGCACCCUGGAUGAACCCUGGAUUUUUCGCAGGUCUCGCCACCGGUUUUAUCCACUACUCCAACGAAGAGAAAGGAAUCAAACUCAAUGAAAAGAAGUGGUUCUGCACCCUCAGUCACAUAUCCCUACAUCUGUGCAUGGUUGUCUCGGUAAUAGGAGUCAUCUUCAUGGCUGAUGACUUACCACCAUUGUGGGCUACGGCGGUGUACUCCGCCCUGGAUAGAAAUCUGAUUGCUUUAUUCAUGAGUAUCAUGAUUUUGGGCUUCGCGAGUAACUGUCCAUCUGUACUCUUAAAGAUAUGCUCGUGGCGAGGUUUUCGAGUACUGGGAAAACUGUCUUACUGCGCGUAUAUUAUACACUUUAUCAUACUGCGUUUAAUUAUGGGAAGCAACACCAAUCUUGUUCACGUUUCUAUAUUUUCCAUGAUCUGUUUCGUCAUUCUAACAACGAUUCUUACGUACUUGGCGUGUGUCCCUGUAUACUUGAUCGUUGAGUUACCAAUGAUCCAAUUAUGGAAGGCUAUAUUUGAGUCCCCAAGGCCUUCUCCUCCGGUGGAACCAAUCACGGUGAAGAUGGAGCAGGCGAACAACGGCCACGCAGAAGUGUAGUUGCAAACAAAACUUAGUAGAGUAAUUUAUUUAUAUAGAAUUGUUAAACCAAAUAAUGGAGAAUUGAGCCUGCUAUUUCAAUUGUCUGAAUGUAGUAUAAUUAAUUUGUAUAAUUAUACAUUAUUUGCACACAGACAGAGCGCAGGCAUACAAAAGCAAUGACAUUUUGAAAAUAGUAGACUAGAAGACAGACUCCAAUAAUGACGAGACCAAACUAACAUGUAAUGUUGUAAUGUUUCCCAAUAGCACUAAAUUUCUUAAAGAGCUUUUAAGUUAAGUCGAACGAACUUCCGAAUGCGGUAAACCUAAGUUUCAUAUUUGUGCCAAUUUUUCUGUUACAUAGUUUAUAUACGUUAAUUAUGUACGGUAUGUUACCUGUACCCUAUUUAAAACUUUAGCAAUAGGUUAUUACACAAAAUUUCGAGACCAAACACUCAAAGAAUUGUGUGGUGACUUUUGAGAUGGAUAAAUGUGUUUGAAGCUUGUGCGAGUGACCCAGUGUACUAACACAUAACCACACGAAGUACUUAACAGGGUUUCUAAAUCUUAGCAAAUAUUUUAGUAGUAUCUUUUUUUCCUAUUAAACAUGUACAAUCCGCCUAAUUUGAGCGUGUGGACCUAUCUGGACACAUCUCAAAAGGCAAAGGACGCACUCGCGAGCCCUCUAGCAUCUAGAGUGUCCAUGGGCCGCGGUAUCACUUAACAUCAGGUGAGCCUCCUGCCCGUUUGCCCACAGUUCUAUAAGAAAAAAAAUUUAUUUCACUCUGUUGUAUUAAAAUAUAAGAAAAAUAUUUUUUAUAUAUUUGCUUCGUUUAUAAUAUUAGUAAAACUUAUAUUUAUUUGCUUAUUUAGGAGGAUAUUUUUUAAGUCGCUGUUACAUUUUAGUGGUCUUUGGGUAUACAAAACAAGUUACUCCACUUUUGGUAGGAGUAUAAAUAAAAAUGGCCGUAAUCUAAAUAUAUUGUAAGCAGGUAUCUGUAAGAUUAUAAAUUUUGUAAAUACAAAGUAUCCAAUCA